Molecule: messenger RNA, 912 nt
Organism: Trypanosoma brucei brucei TREU927
Lineage: Eukaryota; Euglenozoa; Kinetoplastea; Trypanosomatida; Trypanosomatidae
Exons: 1
Coding region: 1-912 (303 amino acids)
Source: RefSeq, a predicted model, not a curated record
AUGUUUAGUCAGAAGCCGCCACCACCGCGUUACGUUCUCAACGUUGACACGGGUAAAUGGAGCAAACAGGUUGUGGUACCUGAAACCAAACCCAAAGAGUCGAUGCCAAAUAUUCAAAGCACACUUGACCUUCUGCUCUACCACGCCAUGCACACCGCCAAAACCCAGUUGGAGGAAGAGGGAAAACGGACUCGAGUGGUGCCCGAUGUUGCAGGUCAGAUUGCAACUUUUGAGGCUCGUCACAACAUUCACGCAAAUGCACUGCGCUCCUUCUCUCUUUCCAGACGAGGUGGUUGCUGUUCAAAUCCUGUUGUUGGACUUCUUUGCGGUAUUCCACUGUACGAUGUCUAUACUGCGCUCACUAAAAGAAAAGGGGAGGAAUGGGAUACGUAUGGAGGGGAGCCCGACCCAAAUAAACUCCUGCGUUUAAGUUUAGAUGAACUGUUUGAUGUAUGCACGAGCCUGGUAAAACCAAUGGUAAACUAUAGUUAUGUUCGAGACAUGUUUACCAUGCUUCCAUCUGAUGGUGAGGAUGAUGACAACAGCGUACCUCUAUCGUGUUUUUUUUCGUUCCUCGUAGAAAACGCAUUUCAUCCAACGUUGAACCGAAACGUGGAAGCAUUGUUCCGUGCAUUUGACCCCGAGGGUACCGGAGUCAUAUCCGAGGCUACACUUGCUUCUCCUGUGCUCAACGCUUUUGCAGAACUGAAUCUUUUUGGACAUUUGCGCGGGGAAUGGGAAAGGAUGGCUUCAACGCUGGAGAUUGUGGGAAAUAUUGAUUACCGCAUCGUAGACAAUAUUCGGCUUCUUACGCCGGAGGCCACUCGUGCGGUUUUGUGUAGUUCCCCCAUUUUGUAUGACGCGAUGGAAAAUGUCGAUUUAGACGGCUCUAAGCUUAAGGUGUCUUCGUGA